GUGUGUGUGUGUGUGUGUGCGUGCGUGUGUGUGUGAGAGAGAGAGGUAGGGAGGGAGGCUGACGGCGCAGGAGUGUGGGAGGGGACGCUUCCAGCCCCUCACGCCAGUCUGGUAUUGAUUCCGGCAGGAGGUGAAGGGUCGGUGUUGCGUCUCGUGGUCGGCGUCCACACCCGUGCUGGUCCUCCCACACGCCCAUCAGGAGGAAGCUUACUGACGCAGGGCGCGGUGUGUGGCGGGUGGUGAUGAUGACGGUGAGGUUCCACGGACGGCGAGUGUUGGUGUGCGUGGUGCUCCUGGUGGCCGGCGGCGGCGUCUACCAUCUCUUCUCUCUCAACACCCUCACUGACGUCCACGACCGAGUACUGCUUAGGGCCAUAGUUCACCGCGGGGUGUACCAUGCUGACAACGCCAAGCCCAGCCCCGCCCACCUGGCGUGUCAACACCCGAUCCUGGAUGUGAAGAACCCGGAGAUCUACCGAUUCUUCCAGCACAUAGACCCCGUCCGGUGCGGCGGGGAGCCGGAGUGGGUGGCGGUGCGGGGCGCCGUGGCCGCCAUCACCAAGACGGCGCGCGACGCCCACGGAGACGUCGAGUGUUCCUUCACAGAGGUGGUCCGUGACGGGGACGACGCCAACAAGCGGGGCCUGACCACCACCACCCACGACACCUUCACCCUCACCAACACCGACUUCUACAGCGUCUCCUGCACCGCCAAGGACGGCAACACCUGGGACACCAUCAUCGCUGGGAUCCGCUACGACGAGGACAUCCGCGCCCAGGCCUCCUCGUGUAAGAUAAUGACUGAAUUGGUUAUCCCGGCAGGCAAGACGGAGUUGGAACUGCCGGAGACUCGCCGGAGGAUGGGGGACAAGGCCCAGUUCGUCAACGCCUAUCCCUUCAUCUGGAACGACUUCAAGAAGAACGGCUACGUCACCCUGUACGCGGAGGACCAGGCCCACAUAGGCACCUUCCAGUACCGGCUGCGGGGGUUCGACAAGCCGCCCACCGACCACUACAUGCGACCCUUCUUCAUCAGCGCCUACCCGGAGUUCAAGACCAACCCCAAGCUCUGUCUCAAGGCCACUCCGCGCCACAAGGUGUUCUUCAACUACGUGUACGACUUCAUGAACGAGUACAAGACGGAGCCCAAGUUUGCCUUCGCCUUCCACUCGGAGUUGUCUCACGACGACUUCAACCUGGUGUCCGUGGCGGACCAGGACCUGCUCGACCUGCUCUCCUCCCUCAGGCGCGACGCUCACCUCAACAACACCAUCCUCGUUGUCAUGAGCGAUCAUGGCCACAGGUUCAGCACCAUCAGGGGCACCCAGCAGGGCAAGCAGGAGGAGCGCCUGCCCGUGAUGGCCAUCGUGCUCCCCAAGGCCUUCACAGACACCUACCCGUCCGCCGCUGAUAACAUCAGGAUGAACGUCCACCGGCUGACCACGCCCUUCGACCUGUUCCCCACCAUGCAGGACGUUCUCCACUUCCAGGGGGCGCGGCUCGGCCAGGUCUCGGACAGAGCAAUCUCACUGUUUAGUCAGGUGCCGACGUCGCGGACGUGCGCAGACGCGUACAUAGAGCCUCACUGGUGCGCAUGCUUGAGCUGGGAGCGUGUGAGCGUGGAGGAUGAGCGUGUGCAGCGUGCAGCCCUUGCUCUGGUGCACUACAUCAACACCUACACGGCGCCUCACCGCUCACUCUGCCACGAGCUCACCAUACACAAGGUUACCUGGGCCGGCAAGCUGCUUCCCACUAAAGGUAUGUCGUACAAGAAGAACGCGGACACGGACGGGUUCGUGCCGGACCUGACGGACGAGACAGCGGUGAGCGAGGUGGUGUACCAGGUGCACCUACACACCGCCCCGGGACACGCCCACUACGAGGCCUCCCUCGCCUACAACAUCAGACUCGACACCUUCUCCCUCAAGAUAGAGGACGUGAGCCGGACCAACAGGUACUACGACCAGCCCCACUGUAUCUACAACACCUACGAGCAGCUGCGCAAGUUCUGCUACUGCAGGGAGCCGCCUCCCGCCCCGCCCCACGACAAGAGCUGAGGGGGCCGCCCCCAGCAGCGCCACCUGGAGGGGUAGACGGUGGUAGGGGGGUCUGGGGCAGGGGGUCAACCCCCUUAGGCUGCUACACCUACUUCUGCAGGGGUUGGGAUGAGGGGGGGGGGUUACUGGGGCGUGUCUCGACCCCAGCUGACCCCAGCUGGGGGAGGAACACCAGUGUUCACUAUUGUUCUCCUAGAACUGAGACGUUACAGAACAAUGGUCGAUAUGUUCUUCAUGAACGCGAGUAGUUAUGCACUAAGCAUGUGACAAGCAGUCAGGUUGGUAAGAUAACUUGACAGGUGUCACCUGUGACACUGAUGGGUCAGUAGACCACGUCACCAGGAGCACCUGUGACGCGUGACAUGUCAUGGUUAAGGUGGUGACGCCGUGUGUGACCCGCGGGGGAGGGGGGGGGGACAGUUUUUCUUAAGUAAAUACUUAACCGUACUGUCUGUACAUAUAUUUUGUAUAGUGUAAUUAUAUACUUGUGUUUACACACACACACACACACACAUAUAUAUAUAUAUAUAUAUAUAUAUAUGUGUGUGUGUGUGUGUGUGUGUGUGUGUGUGUGUGUGUG
Messenger RNA from Procambarus clarkii (red swamp crayfish), 2637 nucleotides. Lineage: Eukaryota; Metazoa; Arthropoda; Malacostraca; Decapoda; Cambaridae. The record is from RefSeq and is a predicted model, not a curated record.